AUGUCGGAUUCCAAGGACGUCAAGGGCAAGGGUCCCAGCAGCAACGAGCCCGCGCAGACGAACGAGACGCCGACGGACGAGACCCCCGCGGCGGCCGAACCCUCGUCGAAGAAGCACAAGCUGUUUGGCAGCAAGAAGGAGCAGGAUGGGGCGGACGAAGGUGCAUCCGGGACGAAGAACAAGAUGAGCGAGAAGGCGGCAGAGAUGUUGUUGGAGAAGAACCCGGCGCUGAAGAACGAGAUGGCCGGGCUGGACCGCGAGCAGGCAGCGGCGGCGUUGCGCAAGAUGGGACUGGAGGAGCUGCUGACGGGCCUGUCGCUCAAGGGUAAGAACCAAAAGGACAUGGCCUCGUACAAGUUCUGGCAGACGCAGCCGGUGCCGCACUUCAACGAGAAGGGCAAAGGCGAGGUCGCCGACGGACCCAUCAAGAUCAUCGAUCCGGAGCGUGUCUCGCGAGAGCCCGACGCGUUGAUUGAGGGGUUCGAGUGGGCGACUCUCGACCUGAGCGAUGAGAAGGAGCUGUCCGAGCUGUGGGAUCUUUUGACAAAUCACUACGUGGAGGAUGACAAUGCUAUGUUCCGGCUUCGCUACUCGCAGGAGUUUCUGCACUGGGCGUUGAUGUCGCCCGGGUGGAAGAAGGAAUGGCAUGUCGGCGUGCGGGCGACCAAGUCCCGCAAACUGGUCGCUUCCAUCUGUGGUGUGCCUACGGAGAUCCGGGUGCGCGACCAGAAGCUGAAGGUCAUUGAAAUCAACUUCCUCUGCGUGCACAAGAAGCUGCGAUCAAAGCGUCUGGCGCCCGUGCUGAUCAAGGAGGUUACACGCCGCUGUUACCUGAACGGCAUCUACCAGGCUGUCUACACGGCGGGAGUUAUCCUGCCCACCCCGGUCAGCUCGUGCCGGUACUACCACCGCGCACUGGACUGGCUGAAGCUGUACGAGGUCGGAUUCUCGCCCAUGCCGACGGGCUCGACCAAGGCCCGUCAGAUCGCCCGGAACCAGCUGCCCAGCGCGACCUCGACGCCGGGCCUGCGGCCGAUGGAAGCCAAAGAUAUCGACGCCGUGCGCGACCUGCUCGACCGGUACCUCCAGCGGUUCCAGCUGAAUCAGGCCUUCAGUAGGGAGGAGAUUCAGCACUGGCUGGUUAACCAGGUCCCCACCGAAGCGGAGCAGGUUGUCUUCUCCUACGUGGCCGAAGACUCGGAAACCCACAAGAUCACCGAUUUUGUCUCCUUCUACAGCCUCGAGUCGACCGUCAUUCAAAACGCCAAGCACAAGGGUGUCCGUACGGCAUACAUGUACUACUACGCCACCGAGACGGCCUUCAACGCAGAUGAAAAGGCGUACAAGGAGCGGCUGCUGAUGCUCAUCAACGACGCCUUAAUCUUGGCCAAAAAGGCUCGUUUCGAUGUCUUCAACGCCCUAACCAUUCAUGACAACCCUCUCUUCCUGGAACAGCUCAAAUUCGGUGCCGGCGACGGGCAGCUGCACUACUACCUGUACAAUUACCGGGCGAGUCCCGUGCCUGGCGGCGUCAACGAGAGGAAUCUCCCCGAUGAAUCGAAGACGGGCGGCGUUGGAAUCGUCAUGUUAUAG
This is a messenger RNA of Penicilliopsis zonata CBS 506.65, 1593 nucleotides long. RefSeq lists its product as hypothetical. Gene Ontology annotation, biological process: N-terminal peptidyl-glycine N-myristoylation. Gene Ontology annotation, molecular function: glycylpeptide N-tetradecanoyltransferase activity. The record is from RefSeq and is a predicted model, not a curated record. Gene Ontology annotation, cellular component: cytoplasm. Bases 1 to 1593 code for a protein of 530 amino acids. The transcript is spliced from 3 exons. Lineage: Eukaryota; Fungi; Ascomycota; Eurotiomycetes; Eurotiales; Aspergillaceae.